This is a messenger RNA of Anopheles moucheti, 3054 nucleotides long. It is a transcript of the gene Cht7, whose product is annotated as probable chitinase 10. The record is from RefSeq and is a predicted model, not a curated record. Gene Ontology annotation, cellular component: extracellular region. Lineage: Eukaryota; Metazoa; Arthropoda; Insecta; Diptera; Culicidae. Gene Ontology annotation, biological process: carbohydrate metabolic process; chitin catabolic process. The coding region runs from base 1 to 3054 and encodes 1017 amino acids. Gene Ontology annotation, molecular function: chitin binding; hydrolase activity, hydrolyzing O-glycosyl compounds. The transcript has 8 exons.
AUGCCAGUUGCGUACGAAGCAGGUGCUGAAUGGUUUCACCGUGAACUGUGCCGGUUAACACCUCGGAUACUAAGAAUAGCAAUAGUGCUAUGCAUCCUCAUCGCGAUCUUCUCCCAAGCGACAGACAGCGCGCAAACAAAGCGAAGAAUACGGCGGCCAACGAACCUAAAGUCAUCCGUAGCAAAGCCAGAAGAUAAUCAAAUCCCACCGAAAAAAGCACAGGAUCGAUCGGAUCAAGCGCCCGCCUCAGCAACGAAUCGGUUCCGUGUGCGCACGAAAACGCGUGGCUCCGUGGCGGCCGGUGCAGCCGGCACAGCCGUCGUAGCUGGUGCCGCUAGUUCCGCACUCGUUUCAAAGAAGGCCCAGCUCGACAGUGAUGGCUACAAGAUCGUUUGCUACUACACCAACUGGUCGCAGUACCGUACCAAGAUCGGUAAAUUCGUCCCGGAGGACAUCCCGGCCGAUCUCUGCACCCACAUCAUUUUCGCCUUCGGUUGGCUGAAAAAGGGCAAGCUGAGCUCGUUCGAAAGCAACGACGAAACGAAGGAUGGCAAGACGGGCCUGUACGAGCGCAUGAUGACACUCAAGAAGGCAAACCCCAAGCUGAAGGUGCUGCUCGCCAUCGGUGGCUGGUCGUUCGGUACGCAAAAGUUCAAGGAAAUGUCAGCCACACGGUACGCGCGGCAGACCUUCAUCUACUCGGCCAUUCCCUUCCUGCGCCAGCGCGGUUUCGAUGGGCUCGACAUGGACUGGGAGUACCCGAAGGGUGGCGACGAUAAGAAGAACUUUGUGCUGUUGCUGAAGGAGCUGAAGGAAGCGUUCGAUGCCGAGUCGCAAGAAAUUCGCCAGCCACGAUUGCUACUGACGGCGGCCGUCCCGGUGGGUCCGGAUAAUGUCCGCGGUGGAUACGACGUACCGGCUGUGGCCAGCUAUCUCGACUUUAUCAACCUGAUGGCGUACGAUUUCCACGGCAAAUGGGAGCGGGAGACUGGACAUAAUGCGCCGCUGUACUCACCCUCGUCCGAUAGCGAGUGGCGUAAGCAACUGUCGGUAGACUACGCCGCUAACCUGUGGGUGAAAUUGGGUGCACCGAAGGAGAAGCUCGUCAUCGGAAUGCCCACUUACGGGCGAUCGUUCACACUGUCCAACACGGAGCGCUACAAGGUGAAUUCUCCCGCUAGCGGCGGUGGAAAGGCUGGCGAAUACACGAAGGAGUCCGGAUUCUUAGCGUACUACGAAAUCUGCGAGAUGCUGCUCAAUGGUGCGGUGUACAUUUGGGAUGACGAGAUGAAGGUACCGUACAUGGUGGACGGUGAUCAGUGGGUUGGCUUUGACGAUGAGCGUGCGAUUCGUAACAAGAUGAGCUGGAUCAAAACGAACGGGUUCGGUGGUGCUAUGGUGUGGACGGUCGAUAUGGACGAUUUCUCCGGCACGAUCUGUGGUGGAAACGUCAAGUACCCGCUGAUCGGGGCAAUGCGGGAAGAGCUGCGCGGUGUCAGCCGCGGAAAGGAUGCAAAGGAUGUCGAUUGGUCCUCGGUGGCCGCUACCAUCGUGGAGAAGGAAGUGGAAAAGCCAGCUCCUAUUAAGAUCUCCGUUUCGGAACUACUCGCAAAGGUGCAGAAACCUCAGAAGAAGAUCAUUAAGCAGGGUCUUGCAACGGUGGAAAAGAACUCACGACCAGCCCAAGUAUUCUGCUACUUGACGAGCUGGUCUGUGAAGCGCCCGGGAGCCGGAAAGUUCGAACCGAAGGACGUUGACGCCAGCCUCUGCACGCACAUCGUUUACGCGUUCGCCACACUCAAGGACCACAAGCUGACGGAAGCAAACGAGAACGAUCCGGACAUGUACGAUGAGGUGAUUGCACUGCGCGAAAAGAACCCCGACCUGCAGAUUCUGCUCGCCAUCGGUGGAUGGGCGUUUGGUUCUACUCCUUUCAAGGAGCUCACCUCCAACGUGUUCCGCAUGAACCAGUUCGUGUAUGAAGCGAUCGAAUUCCUGCGCGAGUACCAGUUCAACGGACUCGAUGUCGACUGGGAGUAUCCCCGCGGUGCGGACGAUCGCAAGGCCUACGUUGAUCUGCUGCGUGAGCUCCGCGUUGCGUUCGAGGGUGAAGCAAAGACGUCCGGACAACCGCGCCUUCUGCUGACCGCUGCUGUUCCUGCCUCCUUCGAAGCGAUCGCCGCUGGGUAUGAUGUGCCGGAGAUUUCCAAGUACCUCGACUUCAUCAACGUGAUGACGUACGAUUUCCACGGCCAGUGGGAACGUCAGGUCGGCCACAAUUCGCCUCUCUUCCCGCUGGAUUCGGCCUCCAACUAUCAGAAGAAGCUGACGGUGGAUUACAGUGCGCGCGAAUGGGUGAAACAGGGCGCACCGAAGGAAAAGCUACUGAUCGGUAUGCCUACGUACGGUCGAUCGUUUACGCUCGUCAACCAGACGCAGUUCGACAUCGGUGCUCCGGCUUCCGGCGGUGGUUUGCCGGGCAAGUUCACCAACGAGGCCGGUUUUCUGAGCUACUACGAAAUCUGUGCCUUCCUCGGGGUGGACAACACGACGCUUGUGUGGGACUCGGAGCAACAGGUGCCAUUCGCUUACCGUAAGGAUCAGUGGGUCGGUUUCGACGAUGAGCGAUCUCUGAAGACGAAGAUGGAAUGGCUCAAGGAGGAAGGUUUCGGAGGCAUUAUGGUGUGGUCGAUCGAUAUGGAUGACUUCUCGGGUCGCUGUGGAAGCGGUAAAUACCCACUGCUGAACGUGCUCACCAGUGAGCUGAAGGACUACAAGGUGCAGCUGGAAUAUGAUGGCCCGUACGAAUCCAAUGGACCACGUGGUGCCUACACGACCAAGGAUCCCAACGAAGUGACCUGCGCAGAGGAGGAUGGCCACAUCAGCUACCACCCGGAUAAGGCCGACUGUACGCACUACUUCAUGUGUGAGGGAGAGCGCAAACAUCACAUGCCAUGCCCGGCCAACCUGGUCUUCAAUCCGAACGAGAACGUUUGCGAUUGGCCAGAAAAUGUCGAAGGUUGUCAGCAUCACACGCAGUCGCCGGCGGCUUAA